Messenger RNA from Polypterus senegalus (gray bichir), 3537 nucleotides. RefSeq lists its product as uncharacterized. NCBI's taxonomy places the organism in Eukaryota, Metazoa, Chordata, Cladistia, Polypteriformes, Polypteridae. The transcript is spliced from 8 exons. The coding region runs from base 344 to 1612 and encodes 422 amino acids. The record is from RefSeq and is a predicted model, not a curated record. Gene Ontology annotation, molecular function: nucleic acid binding. Gene Ontology annotation, biological process: DNA integration.
AUUACAACAGGAGCAAUUUGGGUCAAUAUCUUGUUUAAUUUUGCUCGUGCAGUGUUUAGGCGGAUAAGACCAGAGCUAUGCAGUAAUUUAAUGUCCCAGUGGUGCUCCCGUCAAAGCCCUCCGUAUUACUUCCGCCUGAUGCGGUCCGUCACCGACUUGUUUCCCCCGUUAAUGCGGAACUGCAACUACGAGAGUGAAAACAACAACAGCCGAUGCACUCAGCGGAGGCUCGUCUGCUGAGCAAACUGUCGUCCAGUCGUGGAGACUUUCAUUUGGGGGGCGGAAAGGGACGACAACCACCUGCUGCCGUGUUUGCUGUUUCUUUAGCAUCGGCUGCGUCGCCAUGCUGAGCGUGGACUCGCUGCCCGUUGCAGAGGAAGAGGUGGUCGAGUCCACUUCCAACAAAUGGGAAGACAUUUAUACUUUCUUGGCAGAAGGCUGCUUUCCUCCCACCAUGGGCCCAGUGAGGAAGAAAAAUCUCAAACGGUAUGCCCAGAAGUUUAUCCUAGAAGAUGGACGCUUAUAUUAUAUUGGACAAAAGAAAGAAGAAAAGCGAGAGGUUGUCAUUGAUCCUGAAAGGAAAAGGCAGAUUUUCCUUGAAUGCCAUUUCAAUGAUAUUGGGCACCAUUUAGGACAAAAGAAAACCGUCCAUAGGAUUCAAAGCAAAUACUACUGGCUGGGAAUAGUCCGGGACGUGGUGGACUGGAUUAAAGUAUGUGAAACGUGCCAGAAUGCAGAACACAAUAAAAGCUUGUCCAGAAAGCUCAGGCCUAUUAAAGUGGAGGCUCCUUGGGAAAUCCUGAUCAUUGACCUGAUGGGACCUUUUCCAGAAACAAGCAAAGAGAACACCUUUUUGCUUUUAUUAACUGAUUACUUCAGCAAAUGGGUGGAAGCGAUCCCCCUGCCAAAGAAGGAGCCAUUGUCUGUUGCGAGGUGCCUCUCGUCUGCAUUUUAUAGGUUUGGGGCAGCCAAAACUGUCUUCUGUUGCCAAAGCAGGGAGUUUUGUGAAGAGGUAACUAAGCACCUGAUCGAGAGGUGGAAUUUCAUCCUCAAGAUCUCUCCGAUCGAGCAGCCUCAGCAGAGCUCUUUGUACGACCGGGGCACCGAUAUGUUAAAGGAAGCUCUCCGUCAAGUCGUGACCGAGAAGCAGGCCGACUGGGAUGACCACAUAGACCCCGUACUCUUUGUGUUCCGGACUUCUGUGAAUGCCACCACCAAAUUUACGCCUUUCUUCCUGAUGUUCAACAGAGAAGCAAGCUAUCCGGCUGAGAUUGAAUUUGACUCUGGAAAAGAAGAGCAGGUCCAAGAUAUGCCUGUGUGCUCCGUCAAGCAAGACAUCGCCAUUGAGUUUGCCGCUGCUAUUCAAGAACAGCAGAAUGCGGUGAAGCAAAUGGUCAUUGCCAACAUGAAUGCAGCAUACAAGGAGGAAAAGAAGAGCAGCAAAAGAAGAGCCAGAAGUCUGCCGUCUUUAACGUUUAAAGUGGAUCACUCCUUGCUGGGAGUGAGUGACUCUGCACAGCUCAAAAAACUAAAGAAGAAUCACUACAUUUCAAUUCCAGUGGAGUCCGUCUCCGUCUUGGCACCUGACCAGUGUGGCUCCGAUGGAAAAUGAAGAACUGUCAGGUUUUGGUGUUCUUCUAGCUUUAUAUUGUGGAGCACAGGGGCUCCCUUGUGCCAACUGGAAGGGCAUUCACAGCACAGUAACCUGGCAGCAGCCAGUUAAUUUUUUAUUUUUUGCAAGUCGAUUCAAGUAAGAGUUUAAAGGAGAAAGCCAAAGCGAAGAAGAGCACCCAGUCAGUCGUUAACAUUUACAGCAGAGCCUCAUACCUUUGAUAACCCUCAAACUUCACUGGGGUUAUGAGGUGAAAAAGGGGCAAGGAAAGUCUAAUUUGAAGGCUCACAGUGUUCAAGUAAAAAGACGAUUACAGAUUGCCUAACGAAGUGUUCUUUCACCCCUGCUGAGAUUGUUAGGUUUGUGCUGUAGAAUGGCAGCAGGGAAAUACUGAAGCUGCCGGUGGGGUCGGAUCCCAGGAGGAUGAAGUCGCUCUCGUGUCUGGUUUACCAUUGCUGAGAAAGUACUAGAAAAUAAACUUCACAGUGACGAUAUGUGAUGAUGAUAACAAGCAUGAACCUCCCUAUGGACUUGUGAAGAAAUGGUCUUAAAAUUCGGAUAGACUGGGUAUCAACCAUUCGAGCAGCUUGGAUGUAGAGUUAAUCUCUUGCUAUUUUUUUUAAGUCAGUCUUAAAUACUUAACAUUUAAGUAGCAUGUACAGUUUACGUGUGACCAGAGUAAUCGGUUGUAGUAUGUGCUGACUCUCAGAGUUCUCAUACUGCUUCUAAAGGUUGCUGGUCAAAAUAAUAAUAAUUGUAGUCAACACUGAGGGCCAAUCUAAUUGUCUCUGCUCAUGAAGGCCCCAACCAGCUACCCAUCCUCCCUUAAAUGAAGGCACUGGCGAUGGAGGAGCCUCUCAUUGGGUGGCACACUCUCUGUUUUAGCAUCGGCUGUGUUUGCCAAUCUCAUUUCAGUCUCAUCAGCCCCGUGCUGUGAACCUGGGAUCUUUAGAUUACAGCACAGACUUCUUUACCACUUCAACCAGGGUGCUCUCCUCUAGCACAGAUGCAGGGACGUUGGCUGUGUAAUCCUGUAGCUUGAGUUCCAGCCUAGCUGCUGCCAUCUCAGGGAGGAAGAUCAGCAGGUAAAAGGGGCAAUGGGGCAAGCGAAAUAUGAGAGGGGAAGAACAGUUGAGGCGCAGCGUACAACUAAAUAAGAGAGCAGUGAGCGGAUGUGGAUUGUCAGACUUGAUUCAUGUGGUCAGGAGCGGGCGGUCACAGCGCAAGUGAACUUCUCAAAACACUGUUUCUUGCAUUAAACUAUCCUGCACGUUCUAAUCAAUAUUGUUCCAUCAUAAGAAUGCAUGCAGUUGUAAAAGCAGGAGAAGGGUAGCAUGUGUGUGAGUUUGUGAUGUGGUGGUGGUGCCAUUUGUUUUAUUUAUUUACUGCUCUGUUAUUACAGGCAGUGCGUUGUUCAUGCAUAGCGAGUCAGAAUGGCGGCUGCUUGAUCGUGAUUACUGGUUGGAGUGCUGUGUUUCGUUUUUCUCCUUGUAGAUUCUGCCGUUUUAAGAAUCCACUUAGGCUGUGUGUCCAAUUCACAUGUCUCUUGGAGAAGGAAAUUAGAAUGCAGUUGAGAGGGACGGAAACUUUGCAGAAAUAGGGUGGAAUUUUGUUGUGAGCAGCCAGGAGUGGGAUUGAAAUCUCGGUGCCAUGCAGGCCUCGGCUCCACUUUUAGACACGUGUUGGGCUGCCGGAGCUCUCCCACCACUGCCAUCAUGUGAAGGAGAUGUGGCUGAGAAAGGGGCCGCCGUCCUGAGCAGAGACGCUGAUGUGUGUCGUAACCUAUUUUACCUGUACAGGACAGUGUCGUGAAAUGAGCAGGAUAUUGAUUUUAUUGUGAACUCUAAUUGAAAACCAUGUUUGCUAUAUGAUGAGUUGCACAAGUGUGCUUAUUAAUGUUGAUUAAAAAUAUUUUUUCUAAACUU